CACAUCGAACAAAAAUGCAUCAGCACACCAAACUCGCUGUGGGUCUUCUGGUGAUCGUGGGGGCCGGGGCAUGCGUGCUCUCCUCCUGGUUUCUUCUUAGUGCCUUGGACACCGCCGAGCGCCUCCACAGAACCGCGGAGGUGCUCCGGGCAACGGACCCUCCAGCAAGCCUGCUGGGCCGCCUGCGGGGUGCCCUGGCUACCCUGUGGUGGCUUGGCCCCCUCAGGCCCAGCCCUGUGCGGGACCCGCUGGAGGAGUGCGGGGUGAUGCUCGGCGCCUCACCGCCCUGGUGGGAAGCGGUCUGGAAUCACGCCGAGAACCGGCGUCAGCUGGCAUGUCUGCGGGAGCAUGUCGCGCUGCUCGGGGGAGAACACUCGCAGCUUGGCAGCGGCCUGGAGGGCCUCCCGUUCCCGUGUCUGGUCAUCGCGGCCCUCCUCAUGGUGGCCGGCUGGCUCUACGCCGCCGCCAAGUCCCGCGUCGACGGCGGUGACGCCACGAGUGCCCCAGUCGUCAUGCCUAUCCCAAAGGAGGUGGUGACUAUCCCAGAGGAGGUGGUGACUAUCCCAGAGGAGGUGGUGACUAUCCCAGAGGAGGUGGUGACUAUCCCAGAGGAGGUGGUGACUAUCCCAGAGGAGGUGGUGACUAUCCCAGAGGAGGUGGUGACUAUCCUAAAGGAGGUGGUGACUAUCCCAGAGGAGGUGGUGACUAUCCCAGAGGAGGUGGUGACUAUCCCAGAGGAGUUGGUUACUAUUCCAAACGAGGUGGUGACUAUCCCAGAGGAGGUGGUGACUAUCCCAGAGGAGGUGGUGACUAUCCCAGAGGAGGUGGUGACUAUCCCAGAGGAGGUGGUGACUAUCCCAGAGGAGGUGGUGACUAUCCCAGAGGAGGUGGUGACUAUCCCAGAGGAGGUGGUGACUAUCCCAGAGGAGGUGGUGAUUAUCCCAGAGGAGGUGGUGACUAUCCCAGAGGAGGUGGUGACCAUCCCAGAGGAGGUGGUGACUAUCCCAGAGGAGGUGGUGACCAUCCCAAAGGAGGUGGUGACUAUCCCAGAGGAGGGGGUUACUAUCCCAGAAGAGGGGGUUACUAUUCCAAAGGAGGUGGUGACUAUCCCAGAGGAGGUGGUGACUAUCCCAGAGGAGGGGGUUACUAUCCCAAAGGAGGUUGUGACUAUCCCAAAGGAGGUGGUGACUAUCCCAAAGGAGGCUGUGACUAUCCCAAAGGAGGUUGUGGCUAUCCCAAAGGAGGUUGUCACUAUCCCAAAGGAGGUUGUGACUAUCCCAAAGGAGGUGGUGACUAUCCCAAAGGAGGUGGUGACUAUCCCAAAGGAGGUUGUGAUUAUCCCAAAGGAGGUUGUGACUAUCCCAAAGGAGGUGGUGACUAUUCCAAAGGAGGUGGUGACUAUCCCAAAGGAGGUGGUGACUAUCCCAAAGGAGGUGGUGACUUUCCCAAAGGAGGUUGUGACUAUCCCAAAGAAGGUGGUGACUUCUCCAAAGGAGGUGGAAGUAAACUCCAUCCAGCACGUAGUUCAGUCCCUGUGGCAGGAAGUUCAAGUGGUGUCUGAAGUGAUCUACCCGCUGUGCCAAGACAUCGACGCCACCUGGGAGGAGGUUCAGGCCCUCUGGAGGGACAUGGAGCCGGUCUGGCAACACGUGCAGGCCAUCUGGUAG
Messenger RNA from Eriocheir sinensis (Chinese mitten crab), 1667 nucleotides. RefSeq names its product zonadhesin-like. Bases 15 to 1667 code for a protein of 550 amino acids. The record is from RefSeq and is a predicted model, not a curated record. Lineage: Eukaryota; Metazoa; Arthropoda; Malacostraca; Decapoda; Varunidae. The transcript is spliced from 3 exons.